UUGAAAGCGGCGGGAGGUGCGCGGGGGCGAUGGCUCGGCCGGGUCCCACGGCCGCGGUGUUUUCGGCCUCGUCGCGGCGGCCUGGGAUGGCGGAGGCUUUGAAUCAUUUUAAAAAAGACUACAGAGCAAGAUUCUGCCAUGGAGGAGGAAAUAAGAUUGAUGUACAGCCAGGUCAAAACGUACUGACAGUCAUACAGGAUUGUUUCGAAAGUUGUAGCAGUGAUCUUGAAAUAAGCUCUCCAAGUGCAACCUGUUGCUCAACUCCUAUUGUCAGAAAUGAGAAGAGGACUUCAAUACAGAGCCAAAGGCCAAAGGCACGGUUAACUAACUCUGUGAAAAGAGCCUGUAAUUCUGCAGAGUCCUUACCUGCAUCACCACUAAAACCAGUCAGCAGCAGAGGAUGGUCACAUGAAUCACCUCUGAAGCCUGCAAUACAUGAUCACGUAACUGAUUCUGAAAAACCAAAGUCUCCUGUGUCUGAAAGAGAAACAAAUAAUAUGUUAAAAGAUGUUGAAGCACUGUGCAAAAGUCCUGCCGCAUCUUUGGACUCUGAGGAUGAUUAUGGGGCUAUUGGAUCACCUCUUCUUCUGGAGGAAGCAAAAAGAUUACAUUUUGAUGACCAAAAUAAUCCUGCUGCAGCGAAGAGCCACGUGGAAGUUGAAAAUGUGGAAGGACCUCAGACUGGGAGAGAUGAGCAGGUUGUUCCUGUGCAAGGAACAGUACAUAUUGCUGCGUCUUCUGUACGGAAAGAGAAGUCUCUCUCUUCGGUUGUCUUAGCAGCUGUAGCAACAGGAAUGCUUGGAAAAAGGUGUUCAGCCUCAAUGUCACUGCCGUUACCUCCUCCUAUGAAAGAUCAAGAUAUAGAAAUAGAAAACGAAUGUGAAUUUUUAAUUGAUGAAUCAGAUGGUGUACCUUUUAAUUCUUUUUCAAUGCCCCAUAAGAACAAACAAUCAAAAAAAGAUGGCUCUGCAAUUCCUGUUUCUAAAUCUCAGUCAUCUGAAAAGGAGAAGACAGAGAGUAAGAAAGGCAAGAACAGAAAAGUACAGCUUGAAGCACUUACUACACAGAAAAUGGAUGAUUUGGAUGUCAGAGUACAUGACUUCAAAGGAACAUCAGGAACAGAUCCAGUUUCUAACAGUGAAGGAAAGGUCCUUAAAUCUCAAAGGCAAAAGAGUACUCAUAUGGGAAAGACUAAAAAGCAUGCACUUAGGCAAGGCUCUUCAAACCAGAAAAAGGACACGUCCGGGAAACCAGAAGGCAAAGAACUGGUGUUGUCAUGGUCUAGAUUGGAAACAGAAGCAUCUGAUGCAGAACAACAUAAAACAAGGGUGAUGCCAAGUGAUGAUUUGCCUAUGCCCUCAGCUGGGCAUCAGCAAGAGCAGACUCUGUCUCCCAAAAAGAAUCUCAAGUCUUCCAAGUAUGUGCAGUCGGCUUCAGAAGCUUCUCAACAAUUAGUUCACAAGAAACAAACUGCUAAGCAGAAGCUUCCAGAAGUAUCUAAGAGACUGGCAGAAAGUCCGAGGAAGAAGCUUAAAAAAUCUGGCAAGAAAAGUAGUAAUAAAAAGCCUCAGUUACAAAGAGAGGGGAGUUCUGACAGUGAACCUGAUGAAGAAGAGCUUGAACGAGAGCCCGUAAAAUUGAAUGAAGUGUUUACCUCGCCCCUGCAUCAGAAAUUACAGACUUCUGUGAUUCACGAGUUGGCUAAGUUUGAAACGCCUGAAAAUGGAUUGCACACAUUGGAGUCACUUUGUGGUGCAAAUAACAAAACUCCUGUAAAAGCACUACAGCAUCUCAUAGACAGUGUGAAGAAUGCUGAAAAGAAACAAUUGUCAGCUAAGUCUUCAGGGAAGAUGCCCAAAAAGAUGCAUUACAGAGCCAGUAAAGGUGUUGGCUCAAACCCUGAGGACACUGAGUCUCAAACGGAUUCUGACAGCUUUUCUGUACAGGACAUGGCAAGAAAAAAACAGAAGUUAUCAGAUGUGAAAAUAAAGAGUAACAAAAGAAAACGUAACAUGCAACAUGGACUACGAGAUUACGUUGCAGCUGAGAAGGCUACAAGUUGUGAAAGCGGGCCUGCUCUAGAACAUGGUGAUAAAUCUGCUUCCAGAAUUAAGUCUUGGGAACAGGAUACUACAUCUUUAGGUAAUUCUGAAGACUUGAAUUACCAAGUAAAAAAUCUGUUGUCAGACAGCAUAGCAAGGCAUAAAAUAGUAAUGCCUUCCAACACACCUAAUGUUCGUCGGACAAAAAGGAUACGUCUAAGACCUCUGGAAUAUUGGCGAGGCGAGCGUGUAAACUAUACGAUGAGGCCUUCAGGAACACUUGUGAUUAGUGGAAUAGUGUGUCCAGAAGCAGAACCUUACAGGAAGGUUGAACGGAGGAAGGGUGAUCGCAAGAAGAGAAGGGAUGAAACAAGAAGUGAGAUACCUCCAAAUUUGGUUGACACCCUAGCUGAUACUUCUAAGCCAACCAUUGUAGUGGACCCGGUAACAAAUGGGGAAGUACUUCUAGAAUGUGUUAACACUGAAAGCAGUAACUCAUGCUUCUUCAAAGAUGAAUCAAUAGAAAUAUAUAAAAAUUUGAAUACAUCUUAUUUUGCCACUGGUAGAUUGAUUUUGAAACCAUUUAAAGAAAAGGGGCACCAGUUUGUCUACAUGGAUACAAUAGCUUUCCAUGUUAUCCGUGGCAAAAUUAUUGUUACCUUACAUAAGACGUCAUAUUAUCUGACUACAGGAGACUACUUCUAUGUUCCAGCAGGAAAUGGAUAUAACAUACGUAACCUUCUGAACGAAGAAAGUGUUCUUGUCUUCACACAACUCAAAAAAGACAGUUUCUGCAGAAAAGUUUGCUGAAACAGUUUUCAAGUUUUUGUAUGUUUUGAAGUUCUUUUUACAUACAGAAAGUGUUUGAGUGUGCCCAGCUUAACAUUACAAAUUAAUACAGAGCAGCUGAAAUCAAUGUAAGAAGAGUUAAGAACAAAACCAAAAGAACCUCAGUAAUUUGCUAUCAAACUGAAAGGACAUACUGAAGGGCCUCACUCUGCAUCAGUUAUUGUUCUUGUGUUGUCCAAAGACAGAAAGAUAAAAGUGUAAAAUUUGUGGGUAAAGCACAUUGUUGUUCCAAAUUGUAUUUAUAGGCCUAAUCUCCCUAAAGAUGCUUAGCACUUGAAAGAAUUUUGACAUCUUCAGCUAACAUCUGAGAGUCUUAACGUCUGCCUGGUACAAACUGCUUAGAAUAAUCUCUAUUUAAAUGUAAGACUGUGCUGUUCAUGUUCCAGUAAUUGUUGUCUAGGAGAUGGGCUGCUGGAAUGCUUGUGUGCUGGGGUCCAGCCUUCUUCUAAUAUGUUAAUGACAGGCGUUUCUUCCUUGUCUAGCAGAGGUAUGAUUAGUGCCUCAAAUUCGAAUUGUGAAAUGGGAGCUCUUAGUAGGAGCUUAUCGGUCCUAUCUUUUGUAUGGAAGCUAUGGCUUGAUUAGCUCUGAACAUUGUGGAUAGCUUUGUUUUGUGUAACAGGGAUAGGUCAUUGCCAAGUGUAUUACUUUAGUAUCUCCUUUCGUUUCUGUUGCAGUGUUCCUUGAUAAUAAUGAGGACCUUUGGAAAAACUAAUUAUAAUAUAUGGUCCAGAAGCCAAGUCUAGAUAGCAGAUGGUAUACAUAGCAUUUGUCACCCAAGCUUUUCAAGGUUCCUUCUGGUUGAAGAUAAGGAUAAACUACAGCGAAUCUGCUGGGUGCUUUCUCUCCAUGGUCACUGCUGUUCUAGAAAAUUGAAUUGGAAUCGUAAACUUUAAGGACUUGAGGAUUGAGUAUUGACCUUGUAAACAGUCUUGGGUACAACAUCUUUAUGCUAUGUCUAGAAUAUACGUUAAAGUAGGAGGACAAUUGGCUUUAGUGCUUCCCUUAAGCUUUCAGCUGCCAGCUGACUUCGUAUAUCUGUGAAAGGGCUUGGACACCAAGAUUACCAUGCCUCUGUGAAAGACACUUUAGAUUGGGGAAUUCGAGGUAAUAUAUAUAUAUAUUUUUUAUCAUUCUCCUUCAAGCAGUAGUUCCUAUGAUUAGUGCAUAUUUAGACUGACAGUGGAAAUACAUAGUAGAAGUUUUUUGGCAUCUUUGCAUUCAUGGCUAGGUCAUGCUUAACUCUGAGAAGAUGAAACAGAGGAACAUGCUUAUUGCCAUUUAGUUCUUCUGUCUUGAUACAAACUGUUUGCUGUCAAAGUUCAGACUGCACAGAAGGACCUUUUUAAAAAUAUUUUUAUUAGCCUCAACUUUUGUAAGCAGUUUGAGUUAAUAAUAAAAAGUAAUUUAGUUACAGCUGAUAAUAAUUUGAUAUUGGCAGCUUUUCUAAAUUUUGGGCUUGGGUUGGUCUCUUCAAGGUCAGCAAGAUUCAAAUAUUGUCCCUUCUGUGUUGGAGCCAUACCAGCUACCAGAUGGGCACACAUGCUGUCUCCACUGCUUGAAGGGAUCCCACCCACUAAAAUGUUUAGUUUGUAAGUCUUUCAACUCCUCAGGCCUGCAGAGGUCUGGAAGUUUGCCACUUGGAAAACAGUACAGGGCUAGCAUUAGACCAAAAAGCCUCUGCUCCUAGCCCAAGCAUCUUGUCUCCCAGCGGUCAGGGCAUGGAUGUGGUGGUCUCUGACCCCAACAGCUCAUUAAUUCCAGCUGAAAGUCAGAACAAGACCACUUUUCAGUUGUGUUAAAGGCCAGGGAGUUCAGAAGGAAGACAACCCAGCAAAUUUUCUUCUGCAUUACCUGUCUGUAGAUUGAGUAGCAGAAGGAUACUUUGUUCAGGGGUUAGUGAACAUGUAUGGACAAUGGAGCUCAUGGCCCUAAAGGAAAGUAUGGAUGUAUGUUGUGACGGAGCUCAAGGCAGCCUGCUGCUUUCCUGUGUUCUAGUUUGGUGGGCUCCAAUGAGAAGUGAUACAUUGCCCUUGUUGUAUUGGGCACCAGUGUGUCUUCCCCCACUGCACUGUACUGCAACUUGGCAGCAAGGUUGUGAGUGGAUUUUCUUUUGGGUCAUAAGUAUAUGAUGAGAAAUACAUAAUCAGGAUGUUUUCUUAAGCAGAAGGAAUGUGUGCAGACCUUUUCCUGACACAGGCUGGAUGGUAGCAGAUGUUCAAGUGCAGGUUCGAGGUCAGCAUGCCAUGAAUGCCUGUUUCUGUUUUCCUAAUUCUGUGGCUGGGAGUGUUAACAGAAUAGGGUGGAUUUGGUAAAGUAUGUAAUUUUUUUAGGCUGGAUGGUUUUGUUGCUUCCUGGCUAGUUGAUUUCUUGGGAGAAAUGUCCUGUAUAGUCUGCAGAGAACAUUUUGUAGUUGGACUACAUGGUUUUAAAUUUUUCGUUUAAGUAGCAAAAUCAAUUGUGCCAAGCGUGGCAAUUUAUCUAGGAUUUUGCUUUAGUUUGGCAACAAUUCCACUAUUUGUCACUAGAUGGGGCUUCAAGCACAGGUGUUUGUCGUUGGCUGGCAUCUAUGUUCGGUAGGGUUUCGUUUUUGAAAGGAGGGAAGAAGAGUGUGUUACAGAUGGAGAUAAAUACAGUUGAAUUCUGUUGCAAGGAGAUGUAAAUCAGUUUCUGUUAACGUUAGGACUUGGCACUGAAACAUGCUAACAGAAUGAACUUAGCAAGCAUGUUGUACUAGUUGCAGCCACUUGUUCAAAGUUGUUUUUUAAAACAUUAGUGCACAGCAAGAGCUGAGUUGAGCUAGGUUGUUCACCGUUUGACUGGACUGCAUUUUAAUUUUUUUUCUUCGACUUGACACUUGUAAAAAAACUUGCUUCUGUGUCAUUAGCCUGAAUAUAGUGUGAGGAGGUACAGGAGAAUGUUGAGUUCCAGGACUCCUAUGGGUGCUGAGUUGUGCAGUGUGGCGAACAAGAAUCGGUCGUUAGUCAGAAGAAGCAGCUGAUUGUUUGACCUCUACCUAGUCUUGCUUUGGCUCCCGUUUCCUACAUUUAUGUGUACAUCAGGCUACUAGUAGUCAUGGGUAACCUUUGGUGGUCUAAUUUUUUCCUUUACCAAAUGGGAUACUGCAAAGAAAGAAAAAAGCCUUCUCUGAAAUGUGAGAAGUUAUCAUUCUUCUUCCUGCAUAUGUGUGAUUCUACUCUGUUGAGUAGUUUUAAUUUCCACUGACUACUGUGGUGGUUUCACAUAGAUAUGUAGCAAAAUUAUUUAGACUUGGUAAAAUGCUAAAGUAAUAGCCCAUAUAGAGGAUGUUGUGGUCUGCAGAUUAAAUAAAUAUUCUUAGAGUUUCUGUAAUGUUAUUUGCCUGUUGUAGCUUUUAAAACAGCUUUAAAAUUAUUUCAUGGACUACAAUGCCUCAUAUAUUCAGCUCGGAUCGCACAGCUUGUUGCUUACACUAGAGUACAGAACAUCACCUCUAAUAGUAGUAGUAGAGAUCUGAGCCAGGUUUGUGCUAAGCUGGGCCAAAGUCGGUUAGCUAGUGUUGCCUGCUGUGGAGUGGAGUUGGGAUUGUCGUUGAGAGAGACACAUGGCCUUUUCUGUUGCCUGUGUAGUACACAUGCUGUUCCUGGAGGAUAUCACUGGUUUAGUAUAUUAAUUCAUUGCUUUCUGUCAACAGUAAUGGAGAGAACUGGAAACAAAAGCUGAAUCACAUAUUUCAUCAGCUUCAUGUUAGCAGGUAUAUGUGUUCUAUGGUAGGUGUUGUGGUAACAACUAGAAGUUUAUUUUAAGGAACUUAAUUGACAAUGUCCCACCACAAUAAAAAGUCAGGUUUUUGAAGGCUUUGGCUCCCUUUGAAAAAAAUUACUUUACUGGUUAGUAGGUUCUUUUGAAAAUCUAUCUUUUCAUAGUUUCAUUUGGUUAGAAAGCUGUUCGUGUUUUACUAAACAAAGCCUUUUUGCAAUUUAAAGCAGCAGCAGAAUGGUUGCAAAACUGUCAGAUAUGUGUGCACAUCCAUAUUCGUACAAGUUUGUAAACAUAAAAUAAGAGAAUGUGAGCUGUGUAAUUACAGAAAAAUAAACAGCACCAAUAAAACAACUUGUUGAGGCACAUACACAAUUUCUUCUAUUUUUCAAGUACACAGCUGAAUUGGUUAUCUGCAGAUGAUUUUAAAUUAACAUUUGGGGAAUGCAAUAAACCUAAAGAGCUAUUUCCUCAUUUCAUAACAGCUGAAAAGACAUUUCAGCAUGAAGGAGUGUUUCUUAGAUUUCUACUGAUGUAUAGAUUCUUGCACAAUGUCUUUUGUAAUACAGGAUUUACUUUAAGUGGUGAUUGAUUGCAGAUAAUACAUCUAACUGAAGAGUAUGGAACAUGCCUCUUUAAUGAUAUUGACAGCUGUGGUAACUGAAUAUCUUAGUCUUUCCAAGCUGGUACAUUUCCUCUUCAGAAUAUCCUAUCACUUCAUGGCUGAUCACAAAUGUAGUCAGAAGAGACCUCGAAGCCAAACGUUUCUCAGGUGGCAUGGAAAAGCUUCAUUUAGGAUUUGACAACCAAAGUGAUUCCUAUGGUCCAGUUCUAAGAUGAAAACAGUAGCUGAUCAUCAGUCAAAACAGUUGGCUGCAGAUUAUUAGGGAACGAAUACGUUAAAAAGAGUGCCUGCAGAGCUGCCCUGGGUUCUUAAGCCCACCCACAAAGCUCCUGUUCUGGUUUGCUUUAUUUAAACUCCUGUGCCCAAGUAAAGGCGCACAGAAGGGGUUGUAAAACCACAUUUACUUUGCACUUCUUCUGUGGUCUUUUCUUGUUUGGAGCACAAGAAGGGCAAUAAUUGAAACAGGGAGCCGAAAGAAGCAAAGCAUUUACUUUCUCAGUCUGACUGUUCAGUUGAGAUGCAAAUCUAAAAGUGCUCAUAGAAAAACAUACUAAUGUCCUGAGUAAGAUUUUCAACUUCUCUUUGGAGCUCGAUAGGUAAGGACUUUUAAAUUUGAAAACUGAAGAAUUGCAGUACUAUUGACAACUGUUUAGGAAGUUUAUUAAAUGGGUAUAAUAGCUGUUAACACAUAUUAUUUAGCUUAUUACAUUUUUUUGUGGUCAUGGUGUUAAAAGUUGCCGUUUCUUGUGUUUUCAGUAACAGUUGCUGAAAUGAGAAUUAAGAUGGCAGAUGCAUGGUAACGCCAUGUGGGUGUCUUCUGGAAUCAAUGUGCCAUAAAGAGGGAGAGAAAAGGAGUGAUAUGAGAGGUGUAAACAUAAUGAAGAGCUAUAGUGGUGUCCGAAGGUGGUGCAGACUGGCUUGUCUAGGUUGUACGAAGGGUUUUCAAUGUAAUUCAAUAACUUUUGGAGGAGCAGUAUGUGACUCUUCCGAUUGGUAAGGGAAACCUUUCCAGUGUUGGUGCCAUGAGAACACAGCUGUCUGUGCUGGUAACCUACACUCUUGUUUUGGGAUUCUAGUAGUGCUAUGAUCACUUGUGUUUAAGAGCAUAAAGUCAUCUUAUCUAAAACUGUAGGAUUCAGCUAAUGAAUGUGAUGUAUAAUCCACUGAGCAAGAGGCCUGAACUUACUGAAUUUUAUCCUUUCUUUAUGUUAUCAUCACUUUUGUGUUGUAGUACAGAGGGGGAAAUUACAAGAAAUGAAAGUUAAUUAUGAAGAAGUUUUUUUCAAACACAAUCUGAACUUGAAAUUUUAUUGCUGACAAAGAGGGGGCUCCCCUAGGACGCAGUAGCCUAUACGCUGAAGAAACUAAGGACUUCUAUAUUUCAGUUAGUGCCGAGUCAGCUCUGAGGCUAAUUAAUCAAAACAAAUUUACAAUUAAGUUCAGACAGGAAGACUAAUUAAGUAGCCAGUUAAGAAAAAGUGCUGAAGGAGGGAGCAACCUUAAGGGGAAAGUAUGAGACUCCCAGUAUUGGCCCAUGAAGGACAAUUAAGUGAUAAUUGUGGAUCUCUCUGACUUUUUUUAUGGCUGAUUUUCUUCAUAUUAGCAAAAGCAGACAUUUGCCUGUUAAGCAACUCAGCUUUACUGUGCACUCUUAAGGUAAUUCAUAGGUAAAGCACAGAGGUUGCUGCAGGAAUAAAUUGGAACACAGCUGCCAGACUUGGAACAGUAUUUUAGCUAGCGAAAAAGCCCUCUGUGUUUUAAAGACAAAGUAACUGUAAAUGUUUGCUUUAUUUGCUUCUUCAUUUUGUGACAUACCGAGUCCAUCUUAGCAUCCUGUUUAACCUUUCAAACAAAUUGCAUCGAGUGAAUUAUCUUACCAGAAUUUAGAAUACCUUCACUUUGUUCAGUUGCUAACCCUAUUUAAGUUCACAGAAAUCAUUACCUUGUUAUGAAAUGGCUUCUGUUGCUUACAUCCUGCACCCACGCUGCAUGACAUACUUGUGUUUCUUGAUGGAAAAAAGAGGGGGGGAACUCUAACAGUAAUAUUGUUUUUACUGAAAAUAAUUAGGUCCUCUUCUGAAGGACUUUUUAAGCUUGCAGAGCUCAUCUCCGGUGAGAUGCUGAGGGUUGCAAAUGAGGUGCAUGCCCCAGUCCUCCUGCACCCCUCCUUGCCCAUUUCCAUGGAACUGUGAUGCUGAUGAAGUAUGAAACCUGUCUUAAUUAAUUGGACACAUGCAUGGGCUAAGAAUUUGCUUAAACGUCUAGCUUUUUUUUUUUUUUUCUUGUGCACUUACCUGGAACUUGAAUUAUUUCAGAAAUGACAACGAAGGGGUCUCCUCAUGUAUUAAGGUGUUGAUAGUAAUUUUCUUUUCUUCAUGGAAUUCUGUGUGCACAUGCUGCCAGUGUGAUGCGCUGUGUCCUGCUAUGCACAUUGGCAUUCACCUGCCACUGUUUCAGCUCAACUGCUGUAUCAAGUUUCAAUCUGCUCCUUCAUUUUUUGUCUUGCUGCCUAAACUAAUUUGUUGCCUUUUCUGGAUGCAUUUCCCUUACCAAAGGUUUCUUUUUUGUCUUUGUGCUGCUUGCAAGGAUUGUAUCAUUUUUUUCUAACUCAGUUGCAGGUAUUUGAAUUAUUUCAGAGGUGUUCUUGUGCCUGAAGUUUCCUUUGCUACCUCUCCUUAAAGCUUUAUACAGGGCCUGGCAAAGCUCCCAAUAUUCUUGCUCAGAGAAGUGACACAAAGCUUCCUUUGGCCUUCAUUCUUUGAAAGACUUUUGUGUAGUUGUAAUCCCAAGAAGGUCAGCUUAGGAUGUCACUGGCAAGGCAUUUGUUACCAUCGUCAUCUGCCGUUUUCCAUGCUGCAGAAGCAGAACUGAGACUGCUGCAGGCCCGCACGGUUGCCCUUGAGCCUCAUCCAUCUGUUGAGGUUGGCUCUGCAGUGCCAAAAGAAUCCAUCCCAGCACAAUUCCUCCUGGCCAGACUUAUCCCAGAGCAUUGUAGCAUUGUGCUUCUUGCUCCUCUUGUAGCAGUAAUUCAGCAUGCUGGUCACUUCCUUUGCCUUGGCGCAAUCUUGCUGUGGCUCUGCCAUCACUUAGGCACCAUGCCAUACCCUGAUUUUGCAUUGGCAGGCUAGUCCAGGCAUUUACCUGCUCUUACAUCUUCAUUCCUCUUGCCAGUGGGAAUGCCAUUUGACACCGGCUGGUUUUGGCACAGAGGUCUAGCAUGGUAGUGCAUGCCCAUUGCUGCAGAUGUGGAUGGGGAUGCUUAUGCCCUCUCACACCCCGUUGCUGCCUGACUUUUCUGGUAAAUGCCGCGAGAAAAUAAUCUCCCUGGUUUUUGAUGUUUCUGUGGUGUGUAAGGAUGAGCCUGGACUGAAUAAGCUGGAAGAGCUGGGUGGCCCUUCAGGAUGACCUUCAUACAUUUCUCUUCAAGACAGAGCUGAGACCUGACCAAGCUCAUUUGACAUACCCUUCCAUGUGGCACGGCUCUGUCCACACAGUUCAGAACCUGCCAUCUCCAUUCUACCCAACGUACUGCCUGUGGGUGGGAGGUUGUAUUGGCAAAGUACAUUAGAGCGUUUGUGUACACUCUUGGUAUCCUCAUUCUUAUCACCAAUUCAGCUUUUCUGAAUCCAGGGCAACUGGCUCUAGGUGGUUCUGCUUGAGCAGGAGGUUUGGACCAGAUGACUUUCAGAGGUCCCUUCCAACCUCAACCAUUCUGUGGAAUCAGACUCCCAUGCUAUGGAAGCUGCUCUCCUAUAAAUUUAGUUCAUGCUUGUGUUGGGAGGACCCUUCUGUUGUACAUCUCAAGUGGAGGGCCUUUUCUGUGUCACACAGCAGGCUAUGAAUAUGCCAACUGUGGCAGAGUGUGGGGUGUGCCAGAGCGCUUGGCCACCGGUGAACAGCCAGUGUUUUCCCUUUCUCUACAGUGAAAGACAAAAUGUGCAUACUAAGUUGUGUUACAACUGUCAGCUUUAAGUUGCCCCUUCUGGUCUUUGCUCUGAGAUGUUCCUCUGAGGAAGGCACAUACCUGGGUUUGAUGAGAAGUCCACUGAUCAGUUUUGGGGAAUUAGCUAACAAUUUUCUGCAUACGUACCCCAAAACAUUUUAGUAUAAGAUAUUUUGAUAGUAGGCUGUUAUUUUUCACUUGCAAGUCUUAACAGCAGUCUUCAUUUGGUGUGCGGGCUUUAAACCAGCUCGAAAAUUUGGCAUCUUGUGCAGUCCAGGCUAUCAAGUGGCUGCUUUUUCCAUGUAACUCUACAUUUGGAGUAAUAGUCCUCAGCUGUCACUUGAUGUGGUGAGUUGCAUCAGAUGUUAUUCCCUCAGUUGGCAACAGUUUCAAUUCUUGGACUUUUCCCUACUGUCAGCAGCUUUGUGUCGCCUUUGGGACUGUAAAUCAUAGCUUGUGGACCAUUUGUCUAAAUGUGAGCUUAAGCGAAUUAAAAUACACACAAGAUUUUUAUAAAAAUAGAAUGAAACUCACACACACAUUAACUACUGGUGUCUCAUGGUCCUCCACAACAUAAAACAUUUCAUAUGAGAGAGAGCGUAAGAAAAUACGUGCAGAACAAGUGUCAGUGUAACAGCCAGGUGUGGCUUUGACGACUCCAAACUUUGCACAGAGGAACGCAUUUGUUAGAGACCACUGUUAGCUAAAUCAAAUUAGACUAAUGUGCUCUUUUGAGCAUAAUUGAAAUGAUACUAAUAUUUGUAUUGAUUUGCCACUGGUGUAGGUGAAUGCUCUAAUGUUCUUGCUGCUGUGAGUACAAUUUGCAGUUGUUCCACUUUACUGUCUAGUAACUCCCUAAUAUUGUGGCACAGUCAGAUAGGCCUUUUUUUAACUGUGUUAAUUUGAACUGAUUUCUAUUCUUCCUAUUAUUUAGACCAAAAGCAAGAAGCAUGUUGUUGGAGACCAUAACUUUGCCUGCAAAUUGAAGAUCAUCUAAUACAAACGAGUUCUAAAGAACACUACCUACCAUCCAACUGCAAAUACACCCCAGUUUUAGGGGCACGUUGUUUCAUUGACCUUAAAAGAUCUUUCUGCAGUGUAAAUUGUAAAUACAUGGUUUGUUACAAAUUAUUUUUUCUGUACAUAAAUAUUAAAUAAUGCAAAUCA
Messenger RNA from Harpia harpyja (harpy eagle), 12361 nucleotides. RefSeq names its product centromere protein C (gene CENPC). Gene Ontology annotation, biological process: attachment of mitotic spindle microtubules to kinetochore; kinetochore assembly; spindle attachment to meiosis I kinetochore. The record is from RefSeq and is a predicted model, not a curated record. Gene Ontology annotation, molecular function: centromeric DNA binding. The coding region runs from base 30 to 2852 and encodes 940 amino acids. Gene Ontology annotation, cellular component: kinetochore. The transcript is spliced from 18 exons. Lineage: Eukaryota; Metazoa; Chordata; Aves; Accipitriformes; Accipitridae.